CUUGUAGUCUGCACCAACAUAUCACCUCACUCAAGUCUAUUCGCAUUCUUUCAACCCUUGCCAUUCAAAGUCAUCCUCCACAGUACACUUCUUCGUCUAUCAAAGACACAUCAUUGGAGUUGUCCCAUUGCUAGGCAUUCAGAUCCCAGGUCCAGGUUUCAGGCUACGCGCCUACUCCAAUCCAAACACCCGCCGUCCAGCCGAUUACGCUCCAUUGACCCCGCGCCAGCCACAGGGUCAACCAGCCCUGUUGCUCUCCGCCUCACGAUCCAGCGAAAGAGUACAUGCUCCGAGUGCUCGUUUCCGAGUUGUCACUUCGGUUGCAGAUAGAGCUUCUUUGUUGAGGGCACCCACCUCGCUGCCCUCGACCGAGCCUCCUUCAUCCCUUGAAUGCCAGCUUACAACAAGGCCACCUCCUCAAACCUCAAAAGGACAGACCCCUACCCUCAGCCCGCGGACGAAUCGGACAGUCAAAGCAUAGUGGCAGACCAAGAUUCCUCUUCAAGAGCUGGGAAGCGGAAGAUCAAGAAUGCUGUCAAAUCCCCAUCAGUCAACCAUCUUGACCAUGCAGACAAGCCCUCCACCGCCGAUCAAAUGGGCCCCUCGAAUACCUCGAUCCUCGGGCAGCUGCAGCAGGGAUUCUCUCAGUCCCGGAAGACUCCAGGCCAAGAUGCCCUGAACGAUAUGAAUUCGACUCAAAAAGUCUCAGAUGAAUCUACUCCUCCCCUCGAUGUCUGGGGCAGAUCCGCUGCCGUGAGCAGGAGCCCCCCAGCCGACACCAUUCCCGGCCUCAAUAUAUCCGGUUCACCUCGAGUGGAACCUGGCUUCAGUGGCAGAGGGCCUUUUGCAUCAAGGAGUCCUCCCAUUUCUCCACCUUUGAGGAAAGCCAGACCUGUAAGCUAUGGGAGUAGUAUUCCUCCCAUGCCAUCCCAUCCACGCAUGUCUACCUCGCCCUAUGGCUACGCCCAAGGAGCCUAUGGAUCUCCCCCUGUACCUCCUCACCUCCCUCAACAGCACUUUUAUGGUCCCCACGAUGUUGACCUGAAUCUUCCAGCCUCUGAAGCCCGUACAAGAUUUCAACAUCCUACACCACUUAAACUUUCAUACCUCGCGGGACCCGGACAAGAAUGCACCAACCUGGUCUUUCUCGCCGUUGACAAUGGCCUCAGCAUUCUGAGCUCCAAUGGUGAGAGGCUAGAACAGAUUGGCGCUCUUCACGGAAUGCCAGGCACUGUUCUGGAUGCUUGUAUCUUGACCUGGAGUGCCGGCAAUGAUCCUCUGGCAGAGUAUCGCCCACUGGUCGCUGUUACACUUCAUGGCACGACCUCUUUGACACACGACUCACCCACUGCACAUGAGCAACCACACCCCAGAGCCAGGGAUGAGGUCUACGAGACUCGAGUUGUUGUCUAUUCUCUGACCAAACGAUGCCUCGUCACUGAGCUCUUGAGGGCACCUUCACCUGCCACCAUAUAUUUCGGCAAUCAACCUUCAGCUGCGAACCUAAAGCUCGGUGCCAGUGGAAAUUUCUUUACAAUAACUUCGGGCGCAAGUGGCGAAAUAUUUGUGUUUGGAAUCCGCAACAGCAAAGAUGGAGCAGUUUUUGAGUGUUUGGCCAAGUACUGGUCGUCUCUUCAACCCCACAUGCAAAGAAGGGAAUCUUCCCAUGGUCGAACCCCAGACCCUGAUGUAUCACCCGCCGAUCUGGGUCGUGGGCCCGAAAGUGAGGAUGCUACUAUUAUGAGCCUCAAUGGAAGAUGGUUAGCCUUUGCCCCUGCCAGCACUCCAUCACCUCCGUCUAUUGGGGCCGUCCUCGGCGAUUUUGUGGCCCAAAACAAGAACUCCCUCGUGGCUGCUGCGGUCGCUCCUCCAAGACCUCAAGUCAAUUGCGAAGUGGACUCUCCGGAUGCUGAGACCUUCUUCAGCAAGGUUGCAAAAGGCUUUGCUCAAGAAGCUGUAAAAAGCGCCAAAUGGAUCGGUGAGAAGGGGAUGCAGACCUGGCAAAACUACUGGAAGAAGGAAACAAGUCCAAGCAUUUCUGCCUCAAAUGCCUCCACACCGCCUGUGUUUUCGCCACAGCUUGGUGUUACUCAAUUUCCACCCACACAUGCUAGUGAUUCCCCCGGUCUCACAAGAGACCUCGAGGUAGUCACCAUCAUUGACCUGAGAUCGUUGCAGGAGAACUUGGGCAGACGCACUCCGGAAUCUUGUUCAGUCGCCACUUUCCGGCCUCCUGGCGGUUGCAGUUUCCUGUCAUUUGCCCCCAAUGGUCUCAGUCUCAUGACCGCGAACAGAAAAGGCGAUGUACAGUACAUCUGGGACCUCUUGCAGAUCAAGUAUGUCAGAUCUCCAUAUUCGCCGGCCAACGAAGAAACCGGGCGUGUUCGUCAAAUCGCCCGAUAUGAACGAUUAAGUCCCUCUACCAUCGUCGACGUCGUGUGGGACGGUCCAAAUGGUCAUCGCUUUGCCUUGCUGACCAGAAAUCGAACGAUCCAUGUCUUCGAUUUACCCAAAGCUGCCUUUCAAUGGCCUCCUCCCCGAGCAAAAAAACAUCGUCCAAUGUCUGUCCCGGUGGACAGUUCACCUUUGAGACCAGAUGCUGAGCUUUCUCCACAAGGUGGAUUCCUGGCCUCGGCCAGAAACUUUGCCGGCCGGACGCAACCGAUGCUGGCAACUCUGCGGGGAAGAGCGCCUAGUGUGACGAGCGGCAUCUCUGGUAUUGGCGCCUCUGGAAUAGGCCUGGCUUCCACCACGGGUAUCAAAGGUGGCAGAGCGGUAGCAGCUGGACUUAGUAAGUCUCUGGGUGCAGCCUCUGAAACCGUCACCAGCAUUCGCCAUGCGAACCAAAGCAGACUCCACCUCAAGACAGUGGCUCGUCCAGGAAUGCUCAUCUGGCAACAGAGAGACGGCAGGUCAGUACUGUCUGUCAUUGAUGCCACUACCAUAAAAAUUUAUUACGUACGCAUGACCAAGCCACGUGAGAAUCGCGAGCGAGAGACGGUCUCAGUAUUCGAUGCCCGAAAACCUGUUGGUAUCAAGCUACCGAAAGUCGGCGAGUUAUUAUCGGAGCUUGAGAGAAGAGGCGAGACCAACGGUCAAGGCGAAAGCCCAACCGAUGAACAAGGCGAUUCGAUACUGGCAAUGUGGAAAACCCGAACAACCAAAGAAUCCAGCCUGCGCAUGCCCCAUCCACUUGCAUCAGCUGAGAUUGAGACAAAUGCGCCCUUUCAACCGUUCCACUCAGACUAUAGGGUCAGUGUUUCAAUUCUGCCGGACGCCCAAACAUUACAGUCAGGGGAUAGCUCGGCUUCUCAGAACAACUCUCCCUGGGUUUUCGGUGCAGAAUUGUUCACUUCACGCAUGGCAACCUCCAACCCAGCACCUAUUGGAGAUGACAACGGUUCUGUUAUCUACCGGAAGACUACUUUGGCAGUAACAGGGAACUUGCCGGUGACCGAAUUUCUAGAUAUCGCAGACGAAGGGGUGACUCACAUUGUUAGUAGCACUAAGAAAAAGAAAAAGAAGUCGAAGACUCAACCCACAUUGCUCGACGAAGACGACAAGGGCGAUUCCGAUUUGACCUUUUCAAAACACGAUCGGGGACUUGAGUUUGAUAUUGAGCAGACACGAGAAGAUGGCCGCUAAAGAUUUACUUGCUUUCGAACCAAGACCGUGAUGCUGCAGGGAUUGAUGUUGGCUUUUGUUUCUGCGACAAAGUGGUGCGGUCAUGCGGUCAGUAUAGGAGGUGAUGUCGCCUCUCAUUGUUUAAGGUUCGGAUGCAUGCGUCUUCUUAGAUAUCGAGGUUGGAUGAAGCAAACGGCUAUCCGACAUGACUGGGCUACUUCAUCUGUCGUUUUCCAUCCUGAAAGGAUGACCCUGGCGCAGGGGUCAGGCUCCUCGCCCGUUAAGAGCUAAGCAGGCCACUUUCACAUAGCAGUAACCAGGAUUGUGCACCCCAACUGUUCAGGUACCAAUAUCGCUUGCCACUGGUGCAGG
Messenger RNA from Exophiala mesophila, 3996 nucleotides. RefSeq lists its product as uncharacterized. NCBI's taxonomy places the organism in Eukaryota, Fungi, Ascomycota, Eurotiomycetes, Chaetothyriales, Herpotrichiellaceae. The record is from RefSeq and is a predicted model, not a curated record. The coding region runs from base 391 to 3645 and encodes 1084 amino acids. The transcript has a single exon. Gene Ontology annotation, cellular component: cytoplasm. Gene Ontology annotation, biological process: autophagy; response to starvation.